Molecule: messenger RNA, 2033 nt
Organism: Xylaria bambusicola
Lineage: Eukaryota; Fungi; Ascomycota; Sordariomycetes; Xylariales; Xylariaceae
Exons: 2
Coding region: 356-1873 (505 amino acids)
Source: RefSeq, a predicted model, not a curated record
CUCCAAAGCUGUUCGACGGCCUUGAUGUACUUACGAAAUACUACCUACCUAGGUAGUUUGAAUGGCCGAUGGAGAACAUCUGAGAAGGUAUAGUUCCCUGUUCUACUAUUCAAUUUUAUUGUUUUCUGAGCCCUGGUUGUGAUAUAUGAUGUUAAAUGGAGUGUUAGGAGAAGCUUUAACUACCCAAGUAUUCACAUACCUACUUCUCCGCUCUAUUUCCACGUACCGCCAAGCUUGAUCACGCUCUCAUAAGUAAACCUCAAGCAUUCAGGGGGUCACUCAUCACACCGAAAGCUGAUGAGGUCCUCAUCUUCAUUCUUCUUCAAGGUACUGCCUCACACUAGAGAUAGGCCAAAUGGAAGACUCGGGAGCCGGUACACCAGAUGGAGGAGACACGUCCUCGUCAGAGCCCCCUCACGGUGGAGAUCAGCACCCUGAGGUCGUUGUUAUCUCUGAACACGGCGACGUCGUGCUAGACGUCACCUUCCAGAAUUCAAAAGAUACGAUCCGUGCAGCCCGGAAGGCGGUACCGGUCAGGCCUACGGGUCGCACCGAUCCGCAGCCGCAGCAGCCCGUGCCGAAAGCGCGGGUGCGUCUUGCCUUCCGUGUGGAUCUUGCCGUGCUCAGGGGGCAGUCGAAGUACUUCGACAAGCUCCUCGGCGACGCACACUUCAAGGAAGCGAAGGAUAUCGCUGAUGCGUUCGCGGCACUGUCGCUGAAGAAGGUGCAGCCCAGGGACGCGGACGCGAAGGACCUCCCGUGGAUCUCGAUCCAUGAUGACGACGAGGCGACGUCGUACGCCUACCGGGAGAUGGUGUUCGCUGAUCUCCUGCGGAUUUUGCACGGGCAGGAUGCGAAGACGGGCCAAGCGCAGAUCACCAUGUCGUUCGUGACGACGCUGGCUGUCCUCGCCGACCGCUUCGACUGCGCCGCUGCCGUGUCCAAAUACGUGGCUACUGGGCUCAAAUUUAAGUGGCCAGUCACGAAUCGCGGUAAGCUAUCCAGUGCCCGAGACGAUAGUGGCGGUGCCAGUUUCAGUGGCAUGAGCCGCACGAACGAGAAUGUCCUGCGGCAGAAAAUCCUCGUUUCCUGGCUCUUGAACCAACCCGGUAAGUUCCAGGCUGCGACAAGAGAGUUGAUUAUGAACGGCUCCUGUCAGUGGAGCUCCUUUGGGGAGCAAGAAGACGAAUCGACCAGUGCUACUUGGUGGUACUUGCAGGACGGACUCGAGCAAGAACUCCAAUACAGACGCAAUAGCGUCUUGAACACCCUAGCCUCGGUACCGCGGCACUUCCUCAUGCUAUACACAUCAUCGCGCAGCGCGCGACAGUGCAAGCUAGGCUACGACUCGAGCGUGGCGUGCGACUCGUAUCAGCUCGGCGAGAUGUUCAAGUUCCUCGCGAACAAAGGGCUACUAUUCCUUGUAGACUUUUCCCCCGGUUCCCUCGACGUCAUUGCCGACACAGCGCUGCUCCCAGUAGAUCACAUUCUCUCUACCCUGCGGCAGUGUCCGGCUUACCAGAUCGACAAAAACCAUACCAAUUGCGGCCUGCGUACCCGGUUGCUUCCCAUCCUCGACUUCAUCCAGGCUCUGCUAUCUGCUAACUCCAUCCCUAUAUCCCGGGCUGCGUGGAAGAACGGCAGGGCCGCACACGCGUGGAUGCCCGCAGAUGUGGAUGGGAAAGCGGAUGGGGUUGAAAAGCCAUUUCGGUUCACGAGGGCGCUGGCGGCGGAUCAGAGGUUAAGAUUUGAGAACGCUAUGGGUGCGGAUAAGUUUGCUCGGGAUGUGUUUACGGCCACAAGCUGGGACUGGACGGCUGAGGAACAGGGACAGGACCAUGUAUCUACGACGCCUAGAUGGUCUUUUAGAUGAUAAGUCGAACUUGGCUAGACAAAUUGCCGCUGUAGAAAAUGGGAAUAUCAUAAAACUGUAUAUAUAUAUAGCAAUCCAAGCUACAGGAAAGCCAAUGGCGAAUAAGAAGGAUUAGUCAAAAAAAAAUGCACAGGAAGAAUAUAUUAUUUCUUCAACAAAU